CCGAUUUAAACCCCAAUACGAUGCAUGCAGACUGUUCAUACCAGUUGGAUAUUUAUGAUUCGGUUUUGUACAUGAAAAUACGCCUUUUUCGGAUAUAUAAUAUUAAUAAAGCACAACUUCGAGAAUCAGAUUAAUAACACUAUGACUUCCAAGCGAAGUAACAUAGUGAUCUCUGGACCAGCAUCUAAUGAGAAGCAAACCAACGUGAGAGUGGUAAUACGUGUCCGGCCAGAAAACCGACACGAAGCUGAGUCAGGAUCACGCAAUAUCAUAGAGGUUCUUGAUGAUCACGUUUUAGUUUUUGAUCCAAAAGAGCAGACAUCGCCGCAGUACUACCACGGAAGAAAAGUUCGCAGAAGGAAUAUACUAGUGCGAAAAAAUAAGGAUUUACGUUUUGCAUUUGAUCGUGUUUUUGAUGGGAGUGCUUCACAGCAAAAUGUGUAUGAAAGCACAACUAAACCUGUCAUUGAUGGACUGAUGAAUGGCUACAACUGUUCUGUGUUUGCAUAUGGUGCCACAGGUGCUGGUAAAACCUUCACAAUGUUGGGUGAUCCAAACUCACCAGGCGUCAUCUUCUUAACAAUGAUGGAGCUAUACCACCGCAUUGAACAGGUGCAGAGUGAAAAACUUUGCGACAUUGCCAUCUCAUAUUUAGAAAUUUAUAAUGAGACAAUCAGAGACCUACUGGUACCAUCAGGAGCGCUGGCUGUACGAGAAGACCCACAGAAAGGAGUGUGUGUCACUGGACUAUCUGUACACAAGCCCCAGACUGCAGAGGAACUAAUAAGUAUGCUAGAAUUUGGUAACAAGAAUCGAACCCAGCACCCUACAGAUGCUAAUGCAGAAUCCUCGAGAUCCCAUGCUGUCUUUCAGGUGUUUGUGAGGCAGAAAAACAGAACAGCAAACUUGAACACUGACGUAAAGAUCGGCAAGAUGUCACUGAUUGAUCUGGCAGGCUCGGAACGAGCAAUUGUUACGAGGAAUCGCGGUGCCAGGUUUCAAGAGGGGGCUAACAUCAACAAAUCCUUGCUUGCUUUAGGAAGCUGUAUUAAUGCACUUGCAAACAAUAAGAAAGAUCAGUUUGUGCCAUACAGGAACAGUAAGCUCACCAGAUUGUUGAAAGACUCACUUGGUGGAAACUGUAGGACUGUCAUGAUAGCUGCUAUUAGUCCAUCCAGUUUGACCUAUGAUGACACUUAUAAUACACUGAGGUAUGCAGAUAGAGCUAAGAACAUCAAAUCACAGGUUAAGAGUAAUGUUGUCAACGUUAAUUUUCACGUCACUCAGUACACAAAGAUUAUCGCUGAUUUACGUUUGGAGGUAACUGAAUUAAAAGCAAGGCUUAGCCAACAGUCUUCAAGCAGUGACAGUGGCAACCAUUCAGAGAAUGAAGGCAGAGUUUGUAAGAUUAAAGCAGAUCACCCUAGCCAAGAAGAUAUUAUGAAAUAUCAUUCUGUACUUUACAAUAUCUUCACGCAACGUGCAAGUGUUCGUAAGGAGUUGAUGGUGCUGGAAUCAUCUGAUCGUGAUCUGUCACUUAAGAUAUCACGUAAGAAUAUAACAAUAGAGAGACUGAGGCUUAUCUAUGGAAACCAGAGUCAAGGAGAUAAGACAAUGUCCAAGUUCCAGAGAACAGUUGCUGCAUCAGAGGCCAGACAUGCUAGAGUGAGAAAGAGGAAAAUAGAUGUUGACAACAGGAUGGAGAAAAAUGAAGAAUGGUUGCAGAAUACACUCACUGAGAUGUCAUCAUUAGGAAACGGAAAAAUACCUGAGGUCUUACAGUUGACAUUACGAACAAGACACCUGGAAAUUGAGGUCAAAGAUCUUCAGCGUCAGGUGACACACCUGAAAAAGUUUGCUCGGCAACAGGAUAACUACAUGCAAUCAUCGGAACGAUUGAUGUCAACACUUUUAAGCACAGUGCGUAAACAAUUUUACUUACUAAAAGGCUCAAAUAUUGCCACAUCAGACACCAUUACAGAGUUUGAAAACAUCCAGAAAAUGGUAGAGGGUGAUAGAGAGGUGAUUUGGGCAGAUCAGAACACAACUGAGCAAGAUUCAUCUGCCAAUGUUAAUAAUCUGCUGGAAUUGCCUGUCUUAAGUUGCGUUAGAACAACACCAGAUGCUCCAACAUCAGCAACUGAAUCAAAUGCUAAACUGGCAUCAGUUAAAAACAGUUCCACAACACCACACAGACCAAAGGCUGCCAGGAGUUUGUCUUGCACAAUAACCAACAGUCACACAACUCCACAACAUCCUCCACAAAGGGUUAUCACAGAUGGGAUGACCACACAUUUACAAACCACCUCAAGUCAGUCAGCUCUUCCAAGCAGCCAUAGCAAACAGCCUAGCUCGUCAGCUUUGAGGGAAUCACAGGUGGAUGUUUGUACCCCUCACAAACGCCUAGCGGAUGUCAUAGGGUCACCAAUGAGAGUGUGCACCCCUCACAAAAAAACUGCCUUUAUGGGGGCACCGAUGAGGGUUUGCACCCCUCACAAUGGAUCAAGAGAACAUCAUCAGUCGUCUACAAUGAACAUGGACAACAAUGUAGCGACAGACCAUCAAUCAAACAUGUUCUCAGGUACAUAUACUAUUAAAACUCUGGAUGAGCAGCAGCAAGAGAACUCUAGAGGGCACCAUCCUGCAAGUGCAAAGUCUCCUGGUAAUAUGAAUUCAAGCUUUACAAUGGAAGGAAUUUCCCUGUUGAAUGUAUCUCCUGUUUCCACCAAUCAGGUGGCUUUGUUGGAUACUCCAAAUGUUGGAGGAGAUACCAAUAGUAAUGAAUUAAACAACCAAACAAUAACUUUGAAUGAUUUGAAAGAAAGUGAGAAUAUCACAAAAACACCAAAUGCAUUAAACAGUGGGAGAAAGAGAGAUGGUACAGGUCAAAUAUUGUCGUACGCUGAGGUUGCAUCAACACCGAAACAGACAUCAGCUCAUGGUUCAAGACUGCCUCUUACAGACAUCGCUGUCAACUCACCACAGCAACCAGUCAACAAUCCUACCAAAACAAAACCAUUCCAACAGAAGACCAGGAACAGGGCAUUUAUGACUGGUAAAGGGAGUGUAAGACACAAUAGCACUGCUGCUGCGGUUCGAUCACUUGGCUUGCCGUCCAUGUCAGAUCGCAUACAAGCUAAAAAACGGCCAGCACCUGCGUACAUGACGAUGACCACUGCGGCCAAAAACAAAAGAAUAAAUACCCAGCAUAUAAGAUCCUCAACGGUUGAUGCAAAGCAGAGUAGGGUGCCAUUUUCUGCUCUUCCAUCAAGAGUUAGAAACAGCAGAGCAGUACCGUCAAGAAAUGUUUCUUUGGUUCGAACUAAAUCUAUGAAUAGUCUUCGUAGCGCCUGGCAGUCCUAGUACACAGCCUCCUCCAUCAGUCAGCCCUGAUGCUGUAGAAUACAGUGGUUCAUGUUUCUUAUAUGUAUAUUAUGAAAUAUAUAUUAUAAAUUAGUACUAUAUUUUUUUGUUAAUUGGAAAUUGUGGUAGAAUUUACAUAUGGCAUUCAAAUAACUGUGGUGAAAGACAAGACAUUGUAAGGUUGUUAAAACAGUAAAAAUAGUUUGCCACAGUUGUAUAGAAUUGAUUGAACAUAACUAGGAAUAAAUCCUUCAGUGUAAAUAUUUUUGUAAAUUUCAUUGUUUAUAAGGCAAAACUAACUGUAAAAAUUAUGAAUUUAGAUUAAAUUUCUUUACAUUUUAUAUUGACACCAUGUUGCUGCAUUAGUACAUGGGGACACUAUUCUGUGUCUGUGUAACAGCUUUUGCAGUCUAGUUAUGACUCUGUUUUGUUUUCUUUUAAUAUUGGUAUAUUUUGGAGUACAAUCCUUUAAUGAGUGAUUACUUCAUGUGUUGUUAGAUUAUGUUGUAAAUUUAUUUGUUAUAUUGAACCAUGGUAUUUAAUUAAUGUAUAAUCAAAAUCAAUAUCAUUCAUCACAAUUGUAGCGUUUUUAAAUAUCUAAUAAUUUCUAUAAAUAACACUAUGAAUAUCAUUUAUCACUAUUGCAGUCUAUUUAAAUUUUGACUGCAACUAGAUAAAAGGAAUACAAAUAUGACUGCCAAUUCGUACUGUAGUUGAUGUACACUCAUUGAAGGGCGGUCUAUGCCAUGAAGGUUAGCGCGAUCGCAAUGCAGCUACAGUGUAUAGUACCUGUAAAGUGCUAAUUUUGUUGACCUCUGCUCUGUAAGCAAGCUUGUUGAGUUCUAUUUUCUUCUGAUGUGCUGGUAUCUGCCUAUGAUUUACAGGCUACUUAUCAAUUGAAAUAAAAUAUCCAAUUAUACAAAAAAAAA
Messenger RNA from Anneissia japonica, 4292 nucleotides. Its product is annotated as kinesin-like protein KIF18A. NCBI's taxonomy places the organism in Eukaryota, Metazoa, Echinodermata, Crinoidea, Comatulida, Comatulidae. The record is from RefSeq and is a predicted model, not a curated record. Bases 142 to 3363 code for a protein of 1073 amino acids. Gene Ontology annotation, biological process: microtubule-based movement. Gene Ontology annotation, molecular function: ATP binding; microtubule motor activity; microtubule binding. The transcript is spliced from 21 exons.